Oikopleura dioica is the source of this 861-nucleotide messenger RNA. Lineage: Eukaryota; Metazoa; Chordata; Appendicularia; Copelata; Oikopleuridae. The record is from the annotation of a GenBank genome assembly.
AUGAAAGGGUUAUCGAAGAAUCUCGGUGUAACUGAGAGUUAUGUUGCUUGUUUUGGAUCAAUUGGGAAAUGUUCUUCUUGCGAACUUGUUACAAAAUCAACAGCAAACAUAAAGGGUAACAGAUACUGUGUCUGUUGCGCAUCGAAAAAGUUUCCCGAGGAGUCCAAAAAAGCCAAGUUUGAAAAGACAGAUGCAAAAUUCAAAUGUUACGCUGGUCGUUCAAAAGGUUGUGGCGCAGACCAACUCAAUUACAGAGAGUUCUACGUUGGUACAUGCUGUGAAAAUGCUGCUCUUCGCGCAGAUGACUACAGAUACGAAACCCUUAAAAUCGUCAACGAAAUUUUUGAAGAGACAAGAGAUGAAGAAGGUAUCGUAGAAAAGAGAGUUGAAGACGCCGAGAAACAAGUGGAAUCAUCUCGAAAAGUAAUGGAAGUUGAUCAAAAAUUGGUAGAAGAAGUUCUGAAAAAGGCUCAAGAGUCCAGUCAAGCCUUUGAGGAAGCAAAAGUAGAUGCAGAGAAAUGCAAGGAAGAGCUAGCGAAGAUUAGAAAGUGGCGGAAAAAAGUUCAAAAGCGAUCGUUGGUUCUCAGCAAAGCAGCAAUGAAGGAAGAUAACAGCGACGCUGAAUCGUCAGGGGAAUCAGACGAACCUGAGACGAAGAAGUCAAAAGGAGGAGAAGAAAAUAAUGAGGAUGACAACUGCAAGAUCUGUUGUGAAGUUUUUAGUGAAGCUCAUCCUCUAGCUGCUCUCACUGCAUGCGGCCACAUAGCCUGCUUCAACUGCCUUUCUAAUUUACCUCAGAAGACAUGUCCUACCUGCCGUAAAAAGUUCACCAAGCGAAACAUUCUCAAGCUUUUCAAGUAA